Malurus melanocephalus (red-backed fairy wren) is the source of this 2908-nucleotide messenger RNA. RefSeq names its product UBA like domain containing 2 (gene UBALD2). The record is from RefSeq and is a predicted model, not a curated record. The transcript has a single exon. NCBI's taxonomy places the organism in Eukaryota, Metazoa, Chordata, Aves, Passeriformes, Maluridae. The coding region runs from base 1751 to 2071 and encodes 106 amino acids.
UGCAGAUUAGUGCAGUUUGAAAUGCCCCACACGGCUCAGGGCAGGGGUGAGAUGAGGAGUUUUGUGCUUGCAGUUUCUAUUUCUUUUUCAAACGUCAGGGAACAAAGCUGCGAGUGCCGCAGUGGUUUGAUGUGGGGAAGCUCAUUCCUGUCACCCCCACCGAGGCGAGGGCCUCCCUAUGUUCUCCAAAACCCCUCAAACUGUGGGGCUAGGACUCACCAGAGCUGUUUGGGGUGCUGGUGACCAACCCUCUGACAGUCGAGAGCUGUGUUGGAGUAGGAAGGCAAUAAUAAUAUGGCAAUUCUUACAUUUUUUAUAAAAGUAAUAUUUCAAAUUAAUCUGGCAAACAUCACCCCAGAAGCUCAGAGCUGUGUCCAGCAUCCUUCCAGGGCUGGCAGUUAGUGUGUGUGUAUGGCUGUGGUGGUGGURGGCUUUUUUUCRAAACAGCAAAUUUAAGGUUUUUGGRUUUUGUUUGUAWUUCUUUCAACAAGUAUCUUUUCAGAUACUGCCAAAUUUAUAGGUUAAUUUAAAAAGCAAAAGCUGGAUUAGCACCACUUCAAGCUGAGCUCUGAAAUGAGUUCUGUGGAGGAAUGUCCCCCAUUAACUGUGAACCUGUUCGAUGCCAGCCAGGCUGUGAUUGCAUUUUUGGGGUGCAUUAACUCCAUAGAGUGAUAGGAGCCAUCUGCUUCUUCCCCCAGACUGGGGGAGCACCCCAACUUCAGGGUUUGGCCACUGCCUCUCUGAGCAAGGGUGGCUGGGAUGGGGAUGAGGAGGAACCUGUAAGAGGGACUUGAGUUUUGGGCCAGGCUGGGGAGCAGCAGGGCACUGCUGAGCACCUGCCAGGRGCAAAUCCUGGCCUAAGGGGGAGAGGCAGCAGCUAUUCCCUGUCAGAAAUAUCUCAGUCCCCCUUUGSUGAAGGCAGCAGACACUGCCCAAGYCCCUGAACUCUGCUCAGAGUCCUCCCAAGCAUCUGACAGGAGCUCUGUGAGGGCAGCAGGGAUUUGGGGUGGAUGUAACCCAGAGGAGUGAAGUCCCCCCUGUGCAGGAACCACCCCCAUGUCCAGGCAUCCCCUGCCCACAAGCCCCUUCCCUGUGUGUGCAGCGUCUUGGGAAUUUGCACACCCCACCCCGCAUCCCCUUUUUAGAACCCCCCAAUUCUCACUUCAGCAAGUUCUUUGCUGAUUUGGGGUUCCCUGUGCCAGCCCCUUGGCUUCAGUGCAGGGCUGGGUCCUCCCUGGUGGAUUUUUCCUCUGCUGGGGAGAGUGGCUGGAAAAAGGGCCCGAUCCAUCACUGUCCAGGUUCUAAAUUUAGCYGGGUACCAAGAAGGCAGGGGCUGUACCAGGAACUGGGGGGGGCCCUGCUUGCCUUUUGCUCUCUCUGCCAUAAUGGGGUGUGAAGGGGAAGGGGAUCAGGAAACUGGGUGAAAGGGGGUCCUGUGGGGCCAGGUGGGACCCCACAACCCUGCCCACCCACUGCCCAGGCUGUGCUGCUCCCCAAACCUGCCUCCUCCGUGGGCUUUGAGCCUCCUGGGUGUUCCAAAAUCUCCUUCCCAGAUUUACUAGAACCUCUCCCCAGGCAGCCCCCGCCACGCAGACCCUUGGGGGCCACACUGUCCCUUGGAUCCGGGAGGGUGCCAGGCGUGGGGUGCGGGCAAGAUCCUCAGCUGUGGGUCUGGCUGUCAUGGGUGGGUUGGGAACCCCCAGAAACCCCCGUGGCCGAGCUGACCCCCCGUUUCUCCUGUGCCCCACAGAUGUGCACCCCCAGCAACACGCCGGCCACGCCGCCCAACUUCCCGGACGCGCUGGCCAUGUUCUCCAAGCUGCGCACCUCGGAGAGCCUGCAGAGCAGCAACAGCCCCAUCACCUCCAUGGCCUGCUCCCCCCCGGGCAGCUUCAGCCCCUUCUGGGCCUCCUCGCCCCCCAGCCACCAGCCCKCCUGGCUGCCCCCGUCCUCGCCCACCACCCACGGCCUCCACCACCACCUGCACCACCCGCAGCCCUCCUGGCCGCCCACCCCCCCGCCCGCUGCCCCCCCACAGAAAGCCGUGGCCACCAUGGAUGGUCAGAGAUAAGGCUGGGGCUAGUGGAGGGCUUGGGGGGGUCAAGGGGCCGGGCCGGGGCGUUGGGAGCAGGGGCUCGCCAAGAAACGCACUGGAAUAAUUUUCUAGGUUUUAUUAUUAUUUUUAGGGGUGGGGGGAGCACAUGCUGCCAGGGAGGGUGCUGACCCGUGAGAGCCUCUGGCUGUUCUUUUCUCCCCUCCCCCUUUUUUUAAAAAUAUAUAACUAUAAUAUAUAAAUAUAUCUAAUGUAUAUAAAUCCAGAGAGAAGGGCAGCAACGUGUAGGCAGCUUCUGGGUGUCUGGGGGGGUUUCCCUWUGGCUCUGCCCCCACCCAGCACCCCUACAUCAGGGCGGGAGAGGGAAGGGGAGGACAGGAAUAACAAGAAUAAAUGGAUGGAGGUGGCUGUUGGCACCCCAGAUCAUGGCCACGGGGGGGGACAUGGAGCCACUGGACACCCUCCCCAGCUCUGGCUUYCCCGGACACUCGCUGCAGUGCCCAGAGCAAAUGCAGCUCUCUGGCUCCUGAAAUUCAGCCCGGCUUCUUGCACAGACCCCGCCCUGGACUCGCCCCCAACCCCAUCCUCCCUCCCUCGGCACCCCCAGGGCGUGGGGGUUUAUCAAGGUGAUGUCUCCCUGUCCCUGUGACCGCCCUACGUGGCGCUUCCCCAGGCAGGGGGGAGCUGGGGUUUUUUUAGUUUUCAAAUCAAUGUUGCUUAAAAAAAAAACAAAACAGAAAAACAAACCAAAAAAAAAAAAAAAAAGGAGAAAAAAAGAUCCAGCAAAAAACAGGUUGAAGGUUUUUUAUUAAUUUAAAAAUAAUAAAAAUUAAAAAAAAAAUCACUUUUUUAACA